Salvia miltiorrhiza (redroot sage) is the source of this 4507-nucleotide messenger RNA. RefSeq names its product protein QUIRKY. Lineage: Eukaryota; Viridiplantae; Streptophyta; Magnoliopsida; Lamiales; Lamiaceae. The record is from RefSeq and is a predicted model, not a curated record.
AAUGAGUAGCAUUAAGAAAUAAUGCAGUAGUGUAAACAGGAAGAUUUUUAUUGAGGACCCAAAACCAUAAAGGAGGUGCGAAACGAAAAGUGGGAGGAUAAAAUAUGAAAAAAGUGAGAAAACUUCAUAUGAGAGAAUGGAAUCCAAUCUCUCUCACUACGCACGCACGCACAGUGCACAAAACAAAAUACUAACUGUCACAUUCCACAACACUCCACCGCCAAAACAUUCACAGCUAGAAAAGAUCUCUCGAAAGAAGAAAAAAAUAACAAGAUAAACCCCAAAAAAAUAAAACAGCACAAAACCAGGCAUUAAGCUAUUUCUCCAAUCCCAAAAAGAUAAAAACAAACGAGUAUUCAAAGUUAAGGCAGCCUCAAAAGCUAUGAGCCCAUAGCAAUGUCGUCGGACCAACAACCGCCAGCCGCCCUCCGACCAGCCCAAUCCGCCUGCCACCGUCCCGGAAACUCAUUGUGGAGGUUAUCGAGGCGCGAGACCUCCUCCCCAAGGACGGGCAGGGAAGCUCCAGCCCGUAUGUCGUCGCCGAUUUCGACGGCCAGAAGCGGCGGACUUCCACGGUGCCGAGGAACCUCAAUCCGGUGUGGAACGAGGUAUUGGAUUUCGUGGUUUCGGACCCCAAGACGAUGGAUUACGAGGAGCUGAACGUGGAGGUUUUCAAUGAUAAGAAGCUCAGCAAUGGCAAUGCGAGGAAGAAUCAUUUUCUGGGGAGAGUGAAAUUGUAUGGAUCGCAGUUCGUCAAGAGAGGGGAAGAAGGAUUGGUGUAUUUUACGCUGGAGAAGAAGAGUGUGUUCAGUUGGAUUAAAGGGGAAUUAGGGUUGAAGAUUUAUUACUACGAUGAGAUUAUGGAGGAGCAGCCUCCGCCGGCGCCUGAGGACCAACCUCCGCCACCGGCAGAGCAGCAGCAGCAACCACCGCCUCAGCUGCAACCGGAGGAGGUGAUGAAGAAGCCGGUUUUUGUAGUUUCGGAAGAUCAGCCGCCGCCGCCGAUGGAGAUGCGAGAACAUUCACCUCCGAUGAUUAGGAUUCACGAGCCGCGAGUUCAUGAGCCGCCGCCGGACAAUGCACCUCCGCCGGACAAUAUUCCGCCGCCUGGAUUCUCGCCGGACAUGCGAAGGAUGCAGAUGGGGGGCAACGGCAUGCCCGGCCCCAUGGCAGGAGAGAGAGUGAAGGUACUACGACGGCCGGGGAACGGAGAUUACUCGCCGAGGAUUAUCGCCGGGAAAUUCAAAGGAGACACGUCGGAGAGGAUUCAGGCUUUCGAUUUAGUCGAGCCGAUGCAGUAUCUGUUCGUGAGAAUAGUGAAAGGCCGCGGGCUCAGCCCUAGCGAAAAUCCGCACGUGAGAGUCCGAACCUCGGGACAUUUCGUGCGAACGAAGCCGGCCGUUCCUCCGCCGGGCGGCGAUUCAGCCAGCCCGGAGUGGAAUCAGGUCUUCGCCCUAGGUCACAACAAGGACGCCGCCGCGAGUUCCACUCUGGAGAUCUCAGUAUGGGACGGCGCGUCGGAGCGGUUCCUCGGCGGCGUCUGCUUCGAUCUCUCCGACGUGCCGGUGCGCGACCCGCCGGACAGCCCCCUCGCGCCGCAGUGGUACCACCUGGAGGGCGGCGCUGCUACCGGUGACGACCAGAGCCGAGUCUCCGGCGAUUUGCAGCUGUCUGUGUGGAUCGGCACGCAGGCGGACGACGCGUUCCCGGAGUCAUGGAGCUCCGACGCGCCCCAGCCGUUCGUGUCGUACACGCGGCCGAAGGUGUACCAGUCGCCGAAGCUGUGGUACCUUCGCGUGACGGUUAUCGAAGCUCAGGACCUCCACAUAAUGCCCAAUUUACCCCCGCUCACCGCUCCCGAAAUCCGGGUCAAGGGCCAGCUCGGGUUCCAAUCGGUCCGGACCCGUAGAGGCUCCAUGAACCACCACUCCUCCGCCUUCCACUGGAAUGAAGAUCUGAUCUUCGUCGCCGGCGAGCCGCUCGAAGACAGCCUCAUUUUACUAGUCGAAGAUCGCACCGGAAAAGAUCCGGUGCUUCUCGGGCACGUCCUAGUCCCCGUGGGGAGCAUAGAGCAGCGCCUCGACGAGCGCCACGUGGUGGCCAAAUGGUACAGCAUGGAAGGCGGGCCCUACUCCGGCCGUCUCCACCUAAGGAUGUGUUUGGAAGGCGGUUACCACGUUUUAGACGAAGCCGCGCAUCUUUGCAGCGAUUUCCGCCCCACCGCCAAACAGCUCUGGAAGCCGGCGGUGGGGAUUCUGGAGCUCGGAAUCCUCGGCGCCAGAGGAUUGCUCCCCAUGAAAUCCAAGGGCAACGGGAAAGGCUCCACCGACGCCUACUGCGUCGCCAAGUACGGGAAGAAAUGGGUCCGCACCCGAACCGUCACGGACAGCUUCGACCCGAGAUGGAACGAGCAGUACACAUGGCAGGUCUACGACCCCUGCACGGUCAUGACGAUUGGCGUUUUCGACAACUGGCGCAUGUUCGCCGAGGCCGGGGAGGACCGGCCCGAUUGCCGGAUAGGAAAAAUCCGGAUCCGGAUCUCCACAUUGGAGAGCAACAAGGUGUACAUGAACUCCUAUCCGCUGAUGGUGCUGUCGCGGAGCGGGCUCAAGAAAAUGGGCGAGAUCGAGGUGGCCGUUCGCUUCGCCUGCCCGUCGCUGCUGCCUGACACCUGCGGCGUCUAUGGGCAGCCGUUGCUGCCGCGGAUGCACUACCUCCGCCCCCUCGGGGUGGCUCAGCAGGAGGCGCUGCGCGGUGCAGCUACCAAAAUGGUGGCCGCGUGGCUAACCCGCUCCGAGCCGCCGCUUGGGCCGGAGGUGGUGCGGUACAUGUUGGAUGCGGAUUCGCAUAGCUGGAGCAUGCGGAAGAGCAAGGCUAAUUGGUUUCGGAUCGUGGCCGUGUUGGCUUGGGCAGUCGGGUUGGCGAAAUGGUUGGACCAUAUCCGGAGAUGGAGAAACCCGGUUACCACGGUUUUAGUCCACAUCCUUUACUUGGUUUUGGUAUGGUAUCCGGAUCUGGUUGUCCCCACCGGGUUUCUCUACGUGUUUCUAAUAGGCGUUUGGUACUACCGGUUCAAGCCCAAGAUCCCGGCGGGUAUGGAUAUCAAACUGUCGCAAGCAGAUACAGUCGACCCAGACGAGCUGGACGAGGAGUUUGACACGCUGCCCAGCUCGAGGCCGCCCGAGCUGGUCCGGGUCAGGUACGACCGGUUGAGGAUUUUGGCGGCAAGGGUCCAAACCGUGUUGGGCGAUUUAGCGACCCAGGGGGAGCGGGUCCAAGCUCUAGUGAGCUGGAGGGACCCGCGGGCCACGAAGUUGUUUAUAGGAAUGUGUCUCGUAAUUACAAUAGUUUUGUAUGUGGUGCCGCCCAAGAUGGUGGCGGUGGCCUUGGGGUUCUACUUCCUGCGGCACCCGAUGUUCCGGGAUCCGAUGCCGCCGGCGAGUUUGAGCUUUUUCAGGAGGCUUCCCGGGCUGUCGGAUAGGCUGUUGUAGGAAUUUUGGAAAAGGGGCAUGAUGAAUAACCUUGGAGGAAGUGAAAAGUGGAGAAAUUUGUGGACUUUUUGAGUUGAUUGACCCUGGACCUGGAGGAAACAAAUUUCAAACUUGACGAGAUUCUACUCUAAUUUUUGUCCACUAAAGUAUAGACAAUUCAAUUUUUCAUUCUAUUAGGCACUCGUGGUUUUUCACCUGUCCUGCAAUAAUAAUCAAGCUUGGCUGGCCUACAUGUUGCGAAUAUAUCCAACUUUUUAUUUUAUUUAAUUAAUAUAAUAAUGUUCAUGUUAUUAAAUUAGCGGUAAGCUAUGAAAAUGUGCACUCAUUGAAGAUAAAAGAAGUGGUGGGAUUAUAUCUAUAUGCCGAAAUUUCGGUUGCGAAUGCAAAAAAGUAGGAGAUUGACAUUGCUAAUAGGCCGUUGGUUUCUGGUGUGAUCUGGUCCACUGUUUCAGUUUGGCCAAGUAUAAAUAAUCUGUGACAUUCAGCUUCAAUCAUUUAAUUAAAAAUAAAAAAAUCAUCAAAGCCCCCAAAUUAAGAGUAUUCAGUGCAUGCUGCCAUACGCAUGUGGCUUGCGCUGAAAUUCGAAUAAAUAAAUAAACAUAAGAUAAGAGAAACAUGGCGCUGCAGCCAAAGAGCAGAAAAUGCCUGAAAAGGAAGAGAAGGAUGAGCUCGCGGGAGAGGACGAGGAAGACCAAGACGAAGACGAAGACGAGGAGACGACCACAGAUACGCAUUCAGACACGACGAAGAAGACUCCUUCUCAAGAUUCGAAGGACAUCUUGCAAAAAUGAUAGCCAACGAAAAGAUUGAAAUCUGAAGCAGAUAAUCAAUCAUCCCCUCUCUCUCCUGAACUUUUUGAAUAAAUUUCACUUUUAUUAAAAAAAAAAAAUCAUCCCCUUUUACAGGCAGCAGCUCAGAAUAAGAAGAAAACAAUGCAAUUGUAAAUACCAAAUUAUGCUAGAAACAUUAUGUAUAUUACAGAACAAUCUUACUGUACAAUAUAUAUCUUUACCAAA